Penicillium paradoxum is the source of this 1104-nucleotide messenger RNA. RefSeq lists its product as uncharacterized. The transcript is spliced from 5 exons. NCBI's taxonomy places the organism in Eukaryota, Fungi, Ascomycota, Eurotiomycetes, Eurotiales, Aspergillaceae. The record is from RefSeq and is a predicted model, not a curated record. The coding region runs from base 1 to 1104 and encodes 367 amino acids.
AUGGCCUCUUUCGAUACGAACGUUGAUCAUAGUGAGACGCGGGGGGCAGAGAUCAACGUAAUUGGAUGGGUCUUUACUGGCAUUGCAAUCGUAGCUGUCUCAUUGAAGUUAUUCGCUCGAAUUGGCAACAAACAGUAUGGCUGGGAUGACUUUUUCAUUUUCUUCUCGAUGGCUCUCAGCAUCAUUGCCACGGCCUUCGUCUCGUAUGCAGUAACAUUGGGUCUAGGUCGGCACACUGCAACUGUGGUGGCUGAAUAUGGCAUUGAGAGAUACGAAAGAUCAGCAUACUGGCAGAUCAUCGCAUUUCCCUUUAACAUUGGUGCAUUCAGUUUCCCCAAUAUCUCGAUUGCGAUCCUGAUCGUUCAUCUGCUGGACCCCAACCCGCUCCGUGCACGACUCCUGUACGCCAUGGUCAUUUUUCAAGUGAUAUUCGCCAUGAUAUCUGUCUUCGUUGUCUUUUUCCAAUGCAGCCCCACGGAAAAAUUGUGGAACUUAUCUGCCGAGGGCACAUGCUGGAGCUCGGAUGUCUUCAAUGACUUCAAUUAUUGGGUCAGCGCAUAUACAACCAUGACGGAUAUUGUCUUGGCCGUGGUGCCAAUUACUGCAUUCUGGAAACUGCAAAUGCCAUUCUCAACGAGACUGAGUACCUGCAUCAUGAUGGGGUUGACCCUGCUUUCCGCCAUCGUCACCAUUAUCAAAGCGACAUAUCUGAAACUAUUCACAGACCACACAGAUCCCCUGUACAAGGUAGUGACCUUGGUUCUUUGGGGACUUGUUGAGCAAAAUGUUGUCAUCGUCGCCGCUUGUGUUCCAACCCUCCGUCCUUUAUUCCGCAGGACAUUCAAGUCUGCCAGGGGCUCUUCUAGCGAGUCUAGUUGCCAAAAUGCAACGGAAUCCGGCAAUUUGCGUUCACAUAACCCCACCCAGUCCAGCUCUAAGCGCGUACUGUCCGUGACGGAAUUGCCCCUCAAGGAUUUGAAUUCGCGAGGGUAUGACGCAACUAGUAGUCAUAGCCAGCAGGAUAUCUGGCAAUUGCGAGGGGCCACAGGCGAUAGUGACGAGGAAAGGUUUUUGGAGGGUCGCUCUGGAAACACACAUCUAUAG